AUGCGUCUCAACCAAGCACUGGUCAUCCUGCCUGUGGCCACCUACGCCCUCGCCCAAUCAACGACCAAACUAUUCAAUUUCACCAGCGACAUCGACAUCGAGAACAGCGCGACCCGUCCUAAUGGAAACCUCCUCCUCACAACUUUCGAAAAAGGCCGACUCUACCAGCUCAACCCUCUCCAACAUGCGCCGCAAGCCGAGCUAGUCGCCGCCCUCCCCGGCGCCACAGCCCUCUGCGGAAUCGCGCCCAUCGAUUUGGACAAAUUCGCUGUUAUUGGAGGAGUUCGAGGCCAUUACAGCUACGUCAAUGAGACGGUGUACACGGUGGAUUUCAGUCAGAAUCCCACGAAACCAACUAUCCAAACGAUUUCUCGGAUUCCAGAGGCCGUGAUGCUCAAUGGCUUGGCUUCAAUGCCUUCUCAACCGCAUGUUGUUUUAAUCGGGGAUGCGCGACGAGGUGCAAUUUUCCGCGUGGACACGGCUACCGGCUCCUCGCAGGUCACUUUCAAAGAUGAGGCGCUGACGGCGCCGGCAAAUGCGUCAAUUCCAAUUGGCAUCAAUGGCCUCAAGGUCUUUGGGAACAAUGUAUUCUUCACUAACUCGGCGCGGAACAUCUUUGCCAAAAUUCCUGUUAGCGACGAUGGUCUCACGUUUGGAUCGGUUCAGAUCAUCGCCCACUUGGAAACGCGCAAGUCAGGCGAAGACUGGGAUGAUUUCAUCAUUGAUACCGACGGUAUCGCGUACGUCGCGCAGCCGAAUAACUCCUUGGCGCGAAUCACGCUAGAUGGAGAGAUAAGUGUCAUUGCUGGUGGUGGAAACAGCACUAUUCUCGCGAGACCUACCUCGGUGCAGAUUUCCAAGGAUGGAAAGUCGCUUUAUGUUAUGACUGGCGCGGGAUCGAUUGUCGAGGUCAAGAUUCCGCGGGACUAG
Penicillium argentinense is the source of this 930-nucleotide messenger RNA. RefSeq lists its product as uncharacterized. Lineage: Eukaryota; Fungi; Ascomycota; Eurotiomycetes; Eurotiales; Aspergillaceae. The transcript has a single exon. The coding region runs from base 1 to 930 and encodes 309 amino acids. The record is from RefSeq and is a predicted model, not a curated record.